This is a messenger RNA of Trypanosoma theileri, 936 nucleotides long. RefSeq names its product surface protease GP63. Gene Ontology annotation, cellular component: membrane; cytoplasm. The transcript has a single exon. Gene Ontology annotation, molecular function: metalloendopeptidase activity. The annotation marks the transcript as partial. Gene Ontology annotation, biological process: proteolysis; cell adhesion. The record is from RefSeq and is a predicted model, not a curated record. Lineage: Eukaryota; Euglenozoa; Kinetoplastea; Trypanosomatida; Trypanosomatidae.
GUGCGAGAGCUGCCUACCAAGGAUCAGAAGUUGGAAGAGAAGUACACCAUCGCCACAAAGGAGGGUAAGGACUGGCAGCCAAUCCGCAUCCACGUCUCUGCAGAGGCUGUGGAUGCCGCAGUGGAGAAGUGCAAGGACAGGGCGGCACAGGCCAGAGAGAAAACAUUUCGCGGGGAUACAUUUAUGCCUGGUCAUGUUGAACUCGUGUAUCCGGAUGCAACUGAGCAUUGCAGUAAGGAGACCCUUAUUACAGCAGAUAUGAAGAAGAUCCUUGUGGAGAAGCUCCUCCCUGCCGCCAUCAAGCUGCACAGUGAGCGUCUCUCAGUGCAUCCUCUGCAGGAAAAUCUGGUUUUUCAUAAAACAUUGUUUGAGGAUGGUGCACCUUGCUCGUUCUUCAAACCGCCUGAAGGGCACCACAGUACAGGUGUCCCUGGGGCAGAUUUUGUGCUUUAUGUGACCACUAACAAGAAGAGCAAUGAGUCUGUGAAAAUUUGCGCUUACGGUUAUGGGCGUGGCCCGACUUCCGCUGUGAAGAACUUCCUCCCGAGUGAGAUUGGCGAGACGAGGCGUUUGGUUCGCAUGGCCGCACACGACAUUGCACAUGCACUCGGAUUUGAUACCCGACGAAUGGAAAGAAUUGGGAUGAUAUACUCCGCAACGAUUAACAACAAUUCAGAUAGGUUUGUAUAUUUUGUGAAAUCUCCCAAUACAAUUGAGGUGGUGAGGAAACACUACGCAUGCGAGAAGAGCAUAAGUGGUAUGCGUUUGGACAUGGAAUCCAACACGGUCCCAUCCUCGCACUGGAAUCGCCGUAUAGCAAAGGAUGAGCUGAUGAGUACGUACGGUGAUGAGAGCUCCGGCAUGUUUUAUACAGCGCUGACUCUUGCAACGUUCCAUGAUAUGAAGUUCUACCAAGCCAAUUUCAGCAUGGCUGAG